AUGAAUCCAGAGAAUUAUGUGGUUGUAGCACUUUCCAGUCGCUGGCCUAUGUUGGCUUUUAUCAAGGCAGGUCAAAACACUUGGACUUACCCCAACCCAAAUGGUGACUUUGGUGAUGUUAUAUUCUAUAAAAGCAAAGUGUACGCACUUGAAACCAUGGGAGACAUUGAGUCAUUGGAUGUUUUUAGCAGUGAUAAUAACCCUUCACAGUCGCCACAACUGAAGCCACACACACCUUUUCGGCCAUUUCAACCUUAUUGUUUUCAUGCAUAUCUUGUUGAAUCAACUAAGGGAGACUUGUUGCAUAUAUUAAGAUUUUAUGCAUUAAGUGACAGUAGGUUCAAUUAUGGUGCUGGGCGGCAGACUACGCACUUCGUGAUUUACAAUUGGGUGUUUGAUGAUGAAGAUGCAGGAUCUAUUGGGCACAAUGUUGAGGUGAAAAGCAUUGGAGAUGAGGCUCUGUUCGUGGGCGACAAUCAUUCAAUUUCUAUUUUGGCUUCAAACUUUCCUGGAUGCCAACCAAAUUCCAUAUAUUACGCGGAUGAUUACAUAUCAAACUAUCCAUCGUUAGAGGGUGAUGAAGCAUAUGAUAUGGGAAUCUUCAACUUGGAGGAUGGAACCAUCACACAACAUUACUCUCUACACUCCAAUUCUCAAAGAGCGAUUUGGGUUGUGCUACCGUUUAAUGGACUAUGUUAG
This is a messenger RNA of Prunus persica (peach), 699 nucleotides long. Its product is annotated as putative F-box protein At1g65770. The transcript has a single exon. NCBI's taxonomy places the organism in Eukaryota, Viridiplantae, Streptophyta, Magnoliopsida, Rosales, Rosaceae. The coding region runs from base 1 to 699 and encodes 232 amino acids. The record is from RefSeq and is a predicted model, not a curated record.